Molecule: messenger RNA, 1326 nt
Organism: Cimex lectularius (bed bug)
Lineage: Eukaryota; Metazoa; Arthropoda; Insecta; Hemiptera; Cimicidae
Product: ribosomal RNA-processing protein 8
Exons: 5
Coding region: 102-884 (260 amino acids)
Biological process (GO): regulation of transcription by glucose; cellular response to glucose starvation; rDNA heterochromatin formation
Cellular component (GO): chromatin silencing complex; nucleolus; rDNA heterochromatin
Molecular function (GO): methyltransferase activity
Source: RefSeq, a predicted model, not a curated record
UGAUAAAAAGCAUUGAGUGAAUCGUUCAGUGAACCAGCAACUGAUCCGUAUCUUUUAUUUAACGUGGUCUUGUAAACUUGGAAAUUGGAAGCUGAACAGAAAUGACUGGAAAAAAGAAGGACAUAAAGGUGAAAAAGCCAUCAAUUCUAAAUCCAGUCUCGUCCAGGUCAAAAAAAGUGGCAAGGGAAAAAUUUAAAAAUUCAAAACUGACCAACUUGAGGGAAAAAAUGAUAGGGAGACUAUCAGCUGCCAAAUUUAGAUUUAUAAACCAACAGCUGUAUGAAGCAGAACACCGGAAAUCUAAUGAUGUUUUCAAUGAUGGUGGUGAAUCGUUUAAAGACUAUCAUGCAGGGUUUAGACAUCAAGUGAAACAUUGGCCUAUAAACCCCAUUGAUGUAAUUAUAAGAUCAAUUAAAAAGUUAAAAGAUUUGGAUAAAAUGGUUAUAGCUGAUUUUGGCUGUGGUGAAGCUAAACUAGCAUCAGAGCUGCCUACUGCUAAAGUAUUCUCAUUAGAUUUAGUCGCAUUAAAUGAUAAAGUUAUUGAAUGUGACAUGUCCAGCACAAAUUUAUAUUCAUCAUCUAUUGAUAUUGCAGUAUAUUGUCUAUCCCUUAUGGGAAAAGAACUUUCACCCUACAUUAAAGAAGCCAACCGUGUGUUGAAAAUUGGGGGUUUGUUAAAAAUAGCAGAAGUUGAAAGUAGAUUUGACAAAAUCGAAGAGUUUAUAUUACUUAUGAAAAAGUAUGGAUUCGAUCUCAUCAGCAAAGACUUAUCACAUAAUUUAUUCUAUUUUUUAAAUUUUAAAAAAAUUAGUGAUAUAUCUAAGUCUCAAAAGAAGAAACUUCCGUGUAUACAAUUAGCUCCUUGCAUGUACAAGAAGCGGUGAUAAGGUUAAUUAUUUAAUUAAUUUUUUUUUACAGAAUGCCAUAUUCAAUAGUUCCCUAAUAAUUUCAUUGUAAAACAAACCUUGGAUCAACAACUAAAAACAAAAAAAAAAAUAGUUCAAGAAAUAUUAAAUGUUUAUAAGACAUUCAAAAAUUGGCAAUAAAUUAAUAUUCAAAAAUUUAUAAUUUUCCAUUGAUCAGGUUUUAAUUGGUUUAUACUUUUUCUGGCUGUUUUCCUGUCAGACAAUACUAGAAGAUAUACUAGUUAUAUCUUUUACAAAAAGGAAACCAAGGUGUUUAGUUUAAUAAGAAAUUGUGUACUUGAUAAAUAUUUUUAAAACUUUAUUUUGUGCUAAGUUUUUGUAAGUAACUGUAAGUAUUAGUGAUAUUAAUACUGUAAUAUGGAAAUUUCUCUGACUAAUUAAAUUUGUGGAAUUUUUUUUA